Molecule: messenger RNA, 3092 nt
Organism: Sceloporus undulatus (fence lizard)
Lineage: Eukaryota; Metazoa; Chordata; Lepidosauria; Squamata; Phrynosomatidae
Product: trace amine-associated receptor 1-like
Exons: 3
Coding region: 1486-2526 (346 amino acids)
Biological process (GO): G protein-coupled receptor signaling pathway
Cellular component (GO): membrane
Molecular function (GO): trace-amine receptor activity
Source: RefSeq, a predicted model, not a curated record
AGGGAACCGUCUGACUAAAAAAAAUUGAUGUACAGCGCUGUGUAAACUUACAGCGCUUUAUAAAUAAGGUUAAUAAUAAUAAUAAUAAUAAUAAUAAUAAUAAUAAUAAUAUCCUAUAGCCUCACCUUUGUGCAGCUCGUAAAAGAAGAUCCACAUAGAGAGAAUGAAUAAUAAAUGGGUGGAUAAUUUAUUAUGGCCUAUUCCUGGCUGGAAUAAAUUACCUUCUUUCUUGUCAAUAUCCCUCCCUAACAACCUUCUGUUUUGCCAAAAUAAACAAAUAGCACCUGUCUACAGUGCUGCAGCUUUUCUAGAGGGAUAGUGGUUUCAAAAGGUUCUUAACAGCAUUAGAAUAUAAAGCCGUUAACAACCUGCAUGAAAACACUAAAGUUUAGGUGCCAAGUUUGAAACAUCUGAAUUAAUGCUGAAAUGUCAACAUUACAACAUGUGGCCACACACUUUUAACGUUACUAGCCUGGAAAGGUUUUGAUACUUGGAGUAAAAUACAGUAACAAUGAGGUGCUUUGUAAUUGCUUGCAUACAAUUACAUUAAGAGUGGCAACUUGUACCUCUCAAUAUGAUUUUGGAUUGCAGCUCUCACAACGGAGGAAUCAUCAUCACUACCUUGAUAGGAUUAACCGUUUAGCAACAACUGAUUACAAAUUGCAGAGGUAUUGUGAUAAUACCAAUAUUGUGCUAGGAGCACUUCUGAAUGUUUGCUGAACUGGAGCCAAAUCAAAAACCUCUCUUGUUCUGCAUACUUUCAGGAUGAUCUAUAUUUAAUCACAGAAAGGUCAACUGUCCAACAACUCUAAAUAUCAUCUUUUAAAAAAGCUAUACACACAAAAUUAACAGAAUGAUAGUUGGAAGCUGAACAGGACUAUGUCUAAACUUUUUGUUGUCUGUUAUCAAGUGACAUGAAAGGGUAAUGUGCCUUCUGAUGGAAAAUAUAUAAAGUUAGUUGCCACUGUGUCUUUGUUGGACAUACUUAUUUCUAUACCCCUAACACUAAUUUGGCAAAAAGCCCCUAUACUGCAACCCUGCCACUGGCAAAGAUUUAUCAUCUGCUUAUCUUGUCUGAAAAUUUAAUAUUUACGUCAUCAUAAGACUGGUUGGGACUUUGCAUCAGGCUGUGAAAGAAAGUCAGAUGUGGGUGAUCACUAGUCCAGUGACUUGAAUCUGAAAGGGUUGCUAUGCCAAGUAGUUUUUGUGGAUUUUUAUUCUGAUGGCUUGAUGACCGGGGGAAACUACUGUCCUGGCUCAUUAAUCUGAGGGGUGAAGAAGAUAGCUUGCUUCUCAGUGAAAGACAUCCUACAACACAAAGAAAGACCAGGUUCUAAGAAAGUCAGACUGAGGAUACAGCAGCCAAUGAUCCUUCACUUUAACACAGAAGGUCCUUCCCUUCUGCUUCAUGACAAAACUCCGUCAUCUUUGGUUUUGCUAUAAAAAAAGAACUGCACUCACAAUAAACAUCAGCCAGGACCUGAUAUGUGCUUUCAUGAAUCUGAAUCUUUAGGAAGGAUGCAGUUUUGCUGUGAAUCCAUCAAUGGUUCCUGCAUAAAGAGCAGCUGGUCAAUUAGCAUUCGAAUUUCUAUGUAUGUCUUCAUGUUAUGUGUGAUCCUGGGUACUGUAGCUGGCAAUUUGACAGUUAUAAUCUCAAUAGCACAUUUCAGGCAGCUUCACACACCUACCAAUUUCCUUAUUCUCUCUAUGGCCACUGCUGACUUCCUCCUGGGAUUUCUCAUCAUGCCUUACAGCAUGGUAAGGUCAGUUGAGAACUGUUGGUACUUUGGAGAGUUCUUCUGCAAAAUCCACACAAGUGUUGACAUCAUGCUGAGCACAUCUUCCAUCUUCCAUCUCUCCUUUAUCUCUAUUGAUCGCUACUAUGCUGUAUGCAAUCCACUUCAAUAUAAAGCAAAGAUCAACACUUGUGUCAUACUAAUCAUGAUCUUCAUAAGUUGGAUGUUACCUGCCAUGUUUGGCUUUGGACUGAUCUUUUUGCAGCUGAACUUGAUAGGAGCCAAAGAAACAUUCUAUAAACUCAUCUAUUGUGUGGGAGGCUGCUUCGUCUUCUUCAAUGAAACCUCUGGGGUGAUUGCCUCCAUGGUUUCUUUUUAUAUUCCUGGACUUGUCAUGUUAUCCAUUUAUGGGAAGAUAUAUGCUAUAGCCAAAAGACAGGCAAGAUCCAUUAAGGUUGCUGUGAGCCAAGCACAGAUAAGAUUUGAAAUGAGGCAUCUUAUUUCCCAUAGCAGAGAAAGAAAAGCUGCAAAGACCUUAGGCAUUGUAGUUGGGGUUUUCCUCAUCUGCUGGUUCCCCUUCUUCUUCUGUACAGCCACAGAUCCCUUUAUGAAUUAUACAACACCACCCAUUGUCAUUGAUGCCAUGGUUUGGCUAGGUUACAUGAAUUCUACAUUUAACCCAAUUGUUUAUGCAUAUUUUUAUUUGUGGUUUCGAAAGGCCUUGAAGAUGAUUUUACUGGGGAAAGUUUUUCAGCAGGACUCAUCCAGAGUUAAAUUAUUUCUGGAGUGAAACACUGCAAACUAAGACUUGCUUCAACUGAUGGUGAAAGUGAAAUAUCAGCUGUGAUGAUACAGCUCUAGAACCAUCUGAGAGAGCAUAAAGCUUUGUUCAUUGGGAUUUUGGAGUUCUCAUUCAGUAAACAAAACCUGUCUUGCUCUGUAUAAAUCUUAAAUCAACCUGUAUAGACACCCAAAGUGACCAGGAUGUGUCAUUUACCAUGUGACAAUUCAAUAUAUUUGUUGAUAAAACAAUGUGUGUCUAGCUAGUUGUCACCUCUGCUAGUUUUUGUUAAUGGGAUAGGCACCAUCCGGUUCUUCAUGCAUCAUGGCCUUCACUUCAGCCAGGGAAAUGUAUUGAUCUUUUAAUAUGUUUCAGUUCCUCUGUAACAGACUUGUUUUUAUGUUCUGUUUAUGUUCAAGAACACAAGGUAAUGCUAACAUAACAUCUGAAGGUGCACUUAAUUCAGAAAUAGUUCCUUCCUGUGGUGUUUGAUUUGACAAAGUUUGCAGUUUCCAAAGGAGUGUUCUGUUUUGAAAAUAUGUAACCCCUUAAGGAAAAUAAAGUUUUUAUAAAGU